AUGUCAGAAAUAGCAAAGGAAUUUAAUGAGGCUGUUCAAUCUGUUCUUCACUAUGAUGAAGACACACAAACUAUCAGUGGAAAAGUGUGUAUUAUUUGUGACAAAUUACUAAAGCGCAAGGAUGUAAGGAAAAUUGGACUUAAUACUCUAGUAAAAUACAGUAAAUAUUUCCAUGGGGACAGUGAAUUGCCUAUAAGUCUUCGAAACUGUUAUAAGUUCACCGACCCGGAUGACAGACCAGGAGUCAAUUCAGAACUGUCUCAGUGUCUUCUGUCACCCAGAAGUAAGAUUGUAUACAAUGGCAACAGUGCUAAUAGGAAACGAAAGCGGUAUCCAUAUAUGCUUUGUUGUGGAGACUGCCGAUCAGGUCUCAGCAUCAAAAAGCUAAAGAAUGGAGAGCUACCUCGUUUUGCCAUAGCAAAUGGCAUGACAAUUGGAACAGCUCCACACUGUUUAAAACGACUCAAUGAGAUUGAACUUGCCCUGUUGUCACAAGCACGGUUCAGAGGACACCUGUUUGCCCUGUGGGGUGGGUCCCAUCGCAGCAUCAAGGGAUGGCACAGCUUCUAUCAAGUGGAUCCUGGGCACACAACGGCAGUACUGCAGGCUGUAAGGCAGCUCACGGAUUCUAACAAUAUUGCAGUUGUACUUUCAGGUCCAUUCACUUCAGACCAAAAAGAAAGGGUACUACAGAAAAUGCAAGUAAAUGUUGAGUGGGUGGAAGAGGCAUUUUUGUGGCUCAAAGAGAACAAUCGACUAUACAAGCAUUUGGAGAUGCCAACAGUGAGCGAACCCACUCUUAUUGACAACUCCCACAGUGUGGAGUCAGAAAACUCAGACAUUGAAAUCAAGGAGGAGAUUAAGGUGAUCUUCCCUGAUGCAACAAUUCGAACUGCUGGCUGCUCCGAUGGGGCUGAGUUUGACAAAGCUAUUGCUGAAAUAAGAUCCAAGUGUGCUGGAGUAUUGCCUUAUCUGACAUCACGGCCUUCGUCCAAGUUGCUGAGAGACUAUGAAGAUGAAAAUCUGAUGCGUGCAUACCCUUUGCAGUUUCCCUAUGGAUUUGGGUAUCAUGAAGACUUCAACAUCAAAGCCUCACAGAAUGGGUAUCUGAGCCAUCUCCUGUCCUUGUCCACCCCAACAAUGCAUCAAGCAUGCUUUGUUUUAGCAGUGCACAACAUGUUUGAGAGAUGCAAAGCUCUGAACGGAGCAGUAUGGCGAGUAAUGGGUGGCAGGGAAAAAUGUGAUGUGAGCGAGGAGGAGUUGAAUGCAGCCAUUGCCAGUAAGCUAAAUGGACUUCCCCCUGAUAAUGGUCCAGGUAGCCAUUUUCUAGAAUCUGUCCAUUGUGUAAAAAGAAAUAUGGCACACACCAAUGCAGCAGCAUCGUCAGCUCAAGCAAAAUUUUUAACAUUAACUCACCAUUAUGGCUGCCCCAAAGUUCUUUUCACUGUAUCUUUUGAUGGCUCAUUGGACAUAAGGAUUUUAGCUUGGUCCCAGGAAGAGGACACUUUGAAUUGGAUCGCCUCCAUGGACCAUAUGUCACCAGAAGAGGUGGCAACUGAAAUGGACAAAUGUAAUGCCAUUCGAUUUAAAUAUCCUGGUUUGUGUGCUUGGAACUUUGACGAGCUCAUUGAUAUUGUUCUGGACAAAAUAGUGGGUGACAAUUCACUGAAGAUGGGGCUGUUUGGAACUCUCAUUGCUUAUGGACUUGCAGUUGAAGAACAGGGCAGAAAUACCCUGCAUGGACAUAUUUUGGUGUAUACCGCAGAAUGGAACAAUAUUCUCAUAGCUUUGAACUCCUCCAGUCAACGAGUUAGAAAGGCAGCUGAAAAGGAAGUUCUCUUAUUUGUGGAUCAUGUGAUCUCAACAGAAUUGGUACCAAAUGCACCAUGGCAAGGAGACUAUUGCCCCACAUGCAACAAUAGCCUGCUUACUUAUGUGGAUGAACAGAAAUUGAGAAACCUGAGACACAAGGUCGGCUGCCAGGUGGAAAAGGGAAUUAUUGCCUCCUGCCCCCUUUGCAAAGCUAUGAAGCGAGUCUUACCAAAAGAACUCUGGAGUGUGGCAGAAGCAGAAAGGAAAGCACAGGUGGCUUUGGGUGUUCUCAGGAACACAACUCCAACUGCAGCAUCCGUUUCUUCUGAAGAGACCGUUGCUAUCAAUAACUACAAGUACAACCACCACCUUAGCAAACACACAAAGACCUGUUUCAAGAAGGGUGAUGAAGGCCGAUGCAAUCUUCCUGAUCUUCCAGAACCACUCUCCAAUAUUGUGUACAGUAAAGUUGAGUAUGACACUUUCAAUUGGAGGGGUGCAAACCAAAGUCAGCAUAACAUCACUAUCAGGCCAAGACGCCUUUUGCAAGAUGCUUCUACUAACUCUUACUGCAUCCCAAUUUCCACUUGUAAGUGUCCAGCCAACUCCAACGUGCAAGUGACUACUGGUGCAAGAUCUGCAAUCUACUGCACUUGCUAUGCGGCAAAGGGCACCCAAAAAGAAGAUACUGGAGAACUUAAGAAAAUGGGUUCUUAUGUGGCUCACAGAUUUCUGGAAGAACAUAAAGAGAAUACACUAUUUGAGGGAUUGUCUCGUUUAAUGGGUACAGUUAUUGUGGCAACAAGUGAACAUGUAGUAGCUGCUCCUAUGGCUGCCUACCUGGUUAGAAACCAUUCGAGAUUCAAGUGGUCACACAGCUUCAAGUAUAUUCCAAUUAGGGAAAUUGUCGACCUUCUCAUCCAAAGAACCUCUGUGGAAACAAUGAGAAUGUCAGUUAUGGAUCAUGAGAAAGGCUGUUUCUUAACCAGUGAAGCUUUGCAUUAUCUGCAACGUCCCAAGAAAAAGUUUGAGACUUAUUGCCUUGUCGAUUUUUUCCAGGAGUAUGAACUUGUCAGAACGGAUAAGCCAAAUGAAACUGAUGAAGCUGAUGGAACGUUCACAAUUGAUGAUACAGAACAUCCUGGCUAUAAGAAACAAAUUAUAAAGGAGAGAAAAGAGCCUGUUCUAGCUCAGUUCUCCCAUUGGGCCUUUCCUGAUGCAGCCUCGUUUGGAGGUGACAUUUUGGAAAUGAACCAGUAUCCUGUGCCUACCAGUGUAGAGAACUACUGCCGCACUAUACUGGUGCUGUACCAUCCAUUCAGGACUCUACAGGAUCUCACCAUUGAUGGUUCUUUUCAUAAGAUGUUUACAAGAUUGUACCACGAUGGAGUCCCCGAUCACAUAAGGGAGCUUUUAUCUAAUGUACAAAUGUUUUACAACAGUGUGCGCAUGCCAGCAAAGGAGGACCCUCUGAAACACUGUACAGAACAAUUUGAGGCGCCAAAUUCAAAUCACCCAGUAUCUGAAGACGAGGAAGAAGACGAUGACAAUUUUUUUGAUGGUGUCUUCAAUCUGAUGUCACCUCAACCUACAACAACGACAACAUCAAAUGAUUUACAGAUGAAAGUGUCACUUAACAACUUACGGAGGGCUGGAGGCAGGGGAUGUGGAUUUAAUAACUUGCCUCAAACUGAUGAGUGCACUUCGUUUUUAAGAGAUUCCCAGAGACCAACCAGACAUUCUACAAGUGGUAUUCCCAGCCAAUUCAUCUCGUCUGUAACAUCAUGUGGUAAUCACACUUCAAGCUACAAUCAAUCCAAUGGUCUUACACUACGUGACAAACCUACCCCAUACCAGCUUAUGGAGCUUACCUACCGCAAUACAAGAAGAAGACUGACUGAGCAGGAAGAAGAAUCUAGAUUACCUGAGAACUCUGUGGAAGCAAAUGGCACAUGCUUAUCCAUUAUCCAAUGGUCCCUCCGACCUGACAUUAGCUUAGACAAAGAACAACAGCUUGCUUUUCAGAUAGUCACAGCAGCAUUCAUACUUACGUACUAUCAAGAUGCAGAAACCCUUGAUCCCUCUGUUUAUAUGACAUGCUCCAAUAAUCCAAGCCAAAUUAGACGCGACUUCAAAGAAGAGAAGGGUAAACUUCAAAGAAUGUCCAGGGUACGGCAUAAUCAGCUAAUAAUGUUUCUUGAUGGGGCAGGAGGAGCUGGCAAGAGUCGGGUGGUUCAAGAGCUUUUGAAGUAUGCCCAAGAAUUCACCACUAGAUUGGGUUUAAGAUUUGACAUGCGCACCAUUGUUGUCAGUGCUAUGUCAGGAGUUGCAGCUGUUUCCAUAGGAGGGGAGACAACUCAUUCUGUAGCUGCUUUUUACAGAAACAUAGAUGAGCAGGACACUUCUUGGACCAAUGCUCGAUUGCUGAUUAUUGAUGAAGUUUCUUUUAUGUCUACCUCUGAGGUGGACCUUCUAGAUGAAAAGAAGCUUAGAUGUCUUAUGAGGAAGUACAACAGUCUUUACGGUGGAAUUCACAUUCUCUUUUGUGGAGACUUUAGGUAA
Molecule: messenger RNA, 4374 nt
Organism: Seminavis robusta
Lineage: Eukaryota; Bacillariophyta; Bacillariophyceae; Naviculales; Naviculaceae
Source: the annotation of a GenBank genome assembly